Messenger RNA from Tympanuchus pallidicinctus (lesser prairie-chicken), 1366 nucleotides. RefSeq lists its product as uncharacterized. The transcript is spliced from 2 exons. NCBI's taxonomy places the organism in Eukaryota, Metazoa, Chordata, Aves, Galliformes, Phasianidae. The coding region runs from base 1 to 1200 and encodes 399 amino acids. The record is from RefSeq and is a predicted model, not a curated record.
AUGAAGCUCAGCCUGACUCUCUUCCUCAUCUUACUUGCUUUCCUGUCUCCAAUUCCUGACACGUCCAGCUGCCUCAGCUGGGUCGGGAACUGGGACAAAAAGCUGCUCCAUCCCGAGGAGCAGCAUCCCUUAGAGACCGAGUGCCAGCCCUCCAGCUGGCUCUCCUGGCUUGGUCUAACCACCUGCCCCACCAAGAUCGGGGAUGGCAACCAAAGGAACGUCCUUCACCAGGAGCACGGACCAACUGACACCAAGAGCCAGCCCUCCAACUGGCUCUGCUGGUUUUGCCGAAACAUCUGCUCCAACCAGAUGGAGGACGGGAACAAAAGGCAGGUCCUUCGCGAGAAGCAGAGCCCGGUUGAGAGCAAGGCCCGGCCCUCCAACUGGCUCUGCUGGUUCGGCCUAACCACCUGCCCCACAAAGAUGGAGGACCAGAAGAAACACCAGGUCCUUCAUGAGGAGCAGCGUCCGACUGAGUCCAAGAGCCAGCCCUCCAACUGGCUCUGCUGGUUCGGCCUAACCACCUGCCCCACCAAGAUUGCGGACGGGAAGAAAGACCAGGUCCUUCCCGAGGAGCAGAGCCUGUUUGAGUCCAAGAGCCAGCCCUCCAGCUGGCUCUGCAGGCUUGGACUGACAUCUUGCUCCCCCAAGACCGAGGACGGGAAGAAGAGCAAGGUCUUUCAUGAGGAGCAGAGCCUGUUUGAGUCCAAGAGCCAGCCCUCCAACUGGCUCUGCAGGCUUGGACUGACAUCUUGCUCCCCCAAGACUGAGGACGGGAAGAAGAGCAAGGUCUUUCAUGAGGAGCAGAGCCCCAUUGAGACCAAGCGCCAACCCUCCAACUGGCUCUGCUGGAUUGGACUAAACACCUGUCCUCAGAAUGGAGAGAAAAAAGUCGUGCCUCCUGAGAAGAGCCUGCCCGUUAAUGCUGAGCGCCGUGCCUCCCACUGGCCCUUCUGGAUUGGCCUUUCUCCACACCCCAGAUGGGUCCCGAACAGGGCCAGCGAGUCUGUUGAUCCAGAGGGCCCCGAGCAGCAGUCCCCGCACACCGAGCAAGACGCCUUCAGCGUGCCUGACAUCCUCAACAACUACAAGGACUUAAUAACGCCAUUCCUGAUAAUCUGCGUCAUGCUCGAUUUAUGGGGAAACUGCUAUCUGUUCCGGCUGCUGUGGGUUGCCUACCAGCUCUGGAGAGAUAUGUGAAGACAUCAGGCACAGGUAAGCGCUCGGGAUUCAUACUGCACAGAAGGGACUGAGGGUGGGGAGCGGGGAACCGCAAAGGUCUGGUCUGUGAGGGCUUCCAAGCAAAGCAGACCUCCAGAGGUCCAGCAGCUCUCCCCAGAGACUUGCCCGGCCCUAGGGCUGACAG